This is a messenger RNA of Folsomia candida, 2177 nucleotides long. RefSeq lists its product as uncharacterized. Gene Ontology annotation, cellular component: nucleus. NCBI's taxonomy places the organism in Eukaryota, Metazoa, Arthropoda, Collembola, Entomobryomorpha, Isotomidae. The record is from RefSeq and is a predicted model, not a curated record. Gene Ontology annotation, molecular function: RNA polymerase II transcription regulatory region sequence-specific DNA binding; DNA-binding transcription activator activity, RNA polymerase II-specific. Gene Ontology annotation, biological process: regulation of transcription by RNA polymerase II. The transcript has 4 exons. Bases 321 to 1667 code for a protein of 448 amino acids.
AUUUCUCUCAUUCUCUCCACAGCAGCCAUUACAGAAGUCCACAUUUUCUCACAGUUUCCAAACGUUUGGAACAAUGUUCUAAGGAACUUUUACUUGUCCGCGAUGGGUUACUAGUGUCCAGCACUCAAGCCCACUGCACUUCGGUGCCCAGUACAACCUUAUCAUCAUGGAGUCUUUAACUUUUUCCAACCAAAACAACGCUCCCCUGAGCGAAGCAAGCGUACCACUCUCCAUCGUUUCUAUACGAAUCGAAAACUUUUUACGGUCCGAUUUAUCUGAAAUCGAAAAUAGCCAGCAAUUCAACUCGAAAUCCAUUCGCCAUGGAGUCCAGCAGCCUGGUCUCAUGGCAGUUCGAGAACUUCUCGUCUGCUGAACCCAACCUCAGUCCCCCUGAUUCACCAUCCACCUCCCCACCACCAUCGCCCUCUUUGUAUAAUGGACGCAGCAGCAGCAUCCAGAACAACAAGGCCGAUUAUCUCCAUGCUGGGGGAAAGGUCGGCGCAACGACCCUACACCAGGGUUCGAAAUCGUCAUCCAUCCGAGCCCAAUUGGCCUCCACCAUUUUGAAUGACCUCGAAGAAAAUGCGUCGGUCAAGAUGGAAUUUAACGAUUUUGGACUGAACUGGAAUGAGGAAUCUGUCAACUUGAACUUGUUCGAGGAACUAGCAGAAAUUGAAUACACUCCUCCAUCAUCGCUCAAGCGUUCGUCUGCCAAUCUCCCAGCAAUUUCCAACGCCGUCAACAUCCAGCUCUUGCCCCAACCAGUCCACAUUUUGAACGGACAAGUCAGCGAGUCUUCUGCUGACAUUUCAUCUUUGACUGCCGAGUUUCAAGCGAUUCUAGAUUCUCUGCCGAAGGAUAGCGAUAACACGGAAGCUCUCAGCCAUGUCCUACAAAUUGCGGGUAUUCCCACCACCAUCAUCGAUGGCGAAGCCCUGGUUCCCGUGGAGCUGGAUUUGACAGGCAUUACACAAUCGGAUCUUUUGAAUAACAAUAUGGAUAUGGAGGACAUCGAUAACGUCUACGUCCAAGAUAUGAGCGACAAUGAUUCCGACAUCAUUGAGGAGUCUGAACUCUACGAAAUCAGCAACCAAGGAAGUCCAGCUUAUUCUGUCCACUCCAACUCCAACUUUGGGCCAAUGCUGACAACAACGGUUGUUGAUCAACAUUCAGAAGCUGCACAAAAGAUCUUGGAUGCACUACUUCUCGGAGACGUUGCCACUGCCGAAACCUACUUGCCGGAUAUUUCACGUAGCGAUGUGGAGGAUGAUGACGACUCGUCAAUGUCGAGCGAAGAUUCAUACCACCCCCUGCCAAGCCCACCGAGAGCACGACCUGUUGUAGAGAAGAAACCAGAACGCAGGGGUCGAAAACCAACCAAGAAGGUUGCGAAAGGAUCUUCAGCCUACGUGAAGGACAAAGUUAUUCGCAAGAAGGAGCAGAACAAGACCGCUGCAACUCGGUAUCGUCAGAAGAAAAAGUUGGAAUUCAGCGUAAUCUUGGAAAGUGAGGCCGAAUUACAACAGGAGCACGAUAAUCUCGAGAAGAAGAAGGAUGAUUUACAACGGGAAAUCCUGAUGGUGAAGCAACUCCUUCGAGACGUUAUUCAAUCGAGGAAACCAGCCGCUGCGAACAACAAGAUCAUUAUACGAAAUCGACGAAGGUAAUUAAUUUCAGUAGCGAGUGAAGUUAUUAGGUGUUUAAUUGAAUUGAUUUGGAAAUGAGUAGUUGGAAAAAUUGUAGCUGAAAAUUGAGAAAUACAUAUAUAGGAAAGUACUAUUACUUACUAGAAUAAGAUGUUUUGUUAGUAAUUAUUUCAGUUAAGAGAGGUGAAGGUGAAUUAGGUAACACUGAUUGAAGUUCAACAGACACCCAGGCAAAUCCAAUUUGUUUGAAAACUUAUCAACUUUGUCAGCUCAUUACUUAAAAUGACAUUUUUAUUGUCUGUCAACGAGAAAGUACAAUCUCCACAAUUUUAUGAAGUGUUUUCUUACACGGAUUCUCUUUUUUGUGCGAGGUUACUUUACUCGUAACUAAUUGAAUUUGCCUGGUUUUCAUUUUCAAAUUGACUAUAUACAAUCAGAAACCAUUAUGUAUAACUUUGGUAGUUUCCUUAAUUAAUUAUCAUACUAAUAAUCCUCAGUACUUUCAAAAUUAUAAUUCUUUUUCAAAAUUAU